AUGACCACCUCCACCAUGUCCAUCUGCUCCAGUGACCUGAGCUAUGACAGCCGAGUCUGCCUGCCCGGUUCCUGUGAUUCUUGUACUGACUCCUCCUGGCAGGUGGACGACUGCCCAGAGAGCUGCUGUGAGCCCAGCUGCUGCCAGCCCAGCUGCUGCCAGCCCAGCUGCUGUGUCCCCAGCUGCUGCCAGUCUAGCUGCUGUGUCCCCAGCUGCUGUGCCCCAGCCCCCUGCCUGACCCUCGUCUGCACCCCAGUGUCCAGCCCCUGCUGCCAAUCUUCCUGUUGUACACCCUCAUGCUGCCAGCAGUCUAGCUGCCAGCCAGCUUGCUGCACCUGCUCCCCCUGCCAGCCAACCUGCUGUGUGCCUCUCUGCUGCAAGCCUGUCUGCUGCACACCCAUCUGCUCUGGCUCCUCCUCAUGCUGCCAGCCGUCUAGCUGCCAGUCCUCAUGCUGCCAGCCCUCAUGCUGCCAGCCCUCAUGCUGCCAGCCCUCAUGCUUCCAGCCUUCCUGCUGUGUGCCUGUCUGCUGCAAGCCCGUCUGCUGCACACCCAUCUGCUCUGGCUCCUCCUCAUGCUGCCAGCCAUCCUGCUGUGCUCCUGUCUGCUGCAAGCCCUGCUCCAGCAUGUCCCUGCUCUGCCGCCCCGUGUGCAGACCCGCCUGCUGCCUGCCCACCUCCUCCUGCUGUGCCUCCUCCUGCCAGCCCAGCUGCUGCCGCCCAGCCUCCUGUGUGUCCCUGCUCUGCCGCCCUGCCUGCUCCCGCCAGGCCUGCUGUGGUCUCUCCUCGGGCCAGAAGUCCAGCUGCUGA
Molecule: messenger RNA, 807 nt
Organism: Psammomys obesus (fat sand rat)
Lineage: Eukaryota; Metazoa; Chordata; Mammalia; Rodentia; Muridae
Product: keratin-associated protein 10-12-like
Exons: 1
Coding region: 1-807 (268 amino acids)
Cellular component (GO): keratin filament
Source: RefSeq, a predicted model, not a curated record